AUGGCACAAACACCAGCCUUGUCUGUACAGACAGUGGGUGAAGUUGUCAUGGAUCAAAGAGCAAAUGAAUUUGAGUGCAGCAAUGUGUACUUUAUCAGGGGGACUAAAGGAUGUGAUGACAAUUCUGGAAGGAAGGUGAUUACCUUCAUUUGCUGCUGCAUGUCCCCAUCCUACCAGCUCAGUCACACAAGGCUGCUUGAGAACUUAAAGUAUGCUCUGGAUCUGUAUGUAGAAAAUAAUUAUAUGGUUGUCUACUUUCCCUAUGUCCUGAAGAGUCUGAAUAAAAUGUCUCUGAAAUGGUUGCAGACAGUCCACCAGGAAUUUGACAGGAAGCCAUCUCUAAAAGACUUGCAUUCUGAUGUCCAUCCAACCAACUUCAUAAAGAUUUUGUGGAGUAUCUUGAAACCUCUUAUAAGCCGUAAGUUUGGGAAGAAGAUCACCUACUUGAACUAUUUAGGUGACCUGGGACAACAUCUCAAACAUAUCUCAAGAAGUCAAAUUUAAUAAAUGUUGCCUCACUUUUUUCUCAGACAUGAUGAAAAUCUUUAUAGGAAACAGAAGGGAAGACUUCCACCUAUGGUUAAGGCUCUUCCACCAUGGCCACUUCUGCCUACCCAGCAAUUUGGAGUCAGCCUGCAAUAUAUGAAGGACAAAAAUAAAGGCAAAAUAAUCCUCUUAAUCAAGGAAACAGUAUCCUAUCUAAAAAAAAAAGGACUACAAGUAGAGGGCCUCUUCAGGAGGUCAGCCAGCAUCCAGACUAUCAAAGAUGUGCAGAAACUCUACAAUCAGGGCAAGUCUCUGAAUUUUGAUGAUUAUCAUGAUAUCCAUACUCUUGCUGUUACCUUCUUCCUCAGGGAACUCCCUCAGCCAUUGCUAACAUUUGACUGCUAUGAUCAUAUCCUUGAAAUCACCAGGUGA
Messenger RNA from Cinclus cinclus, 918 nucleotides. RefSeq names its product Rho GTPase activating protein 8 (gene ARHGAP8). Gene Ontology annotation, molecular function: GTPase activator activity. Lineage: Eukaryota; Metazoa; Chordata; Aves; Passeriformes; Cinclidae. The record is from RefSeq and is a predicted model, not a curated record. Gene Ontology annotation, biological process: negative regulation of endocytic recycling; small GTPase-mediated signal transduction. Gene Ontology annotation, cellular component: cytoplasm.